UAUGACCCUUAUUAAACCAGCCCUUCUUUUGCAAUGAAAUUGUAUUAAAAAAGAGUCAACAUAUAUGCAUCGAUCCUUUGAUUAAUUGGAGUUAGAUAUAGAGAUGCAACGAAUGAAUUGCACGUCUGCAUGCGCGUCAUGCAAACACCAACGAAAGAAGUGCACUGAGAAGUGCAUAUUAGCCCCCUUCUUCCCGGUGGAGAAAACCCGCGAGUUCCAAGCCGUGCACAAGGUGUUUGGCGUCAGCAACCUCACAAAGAUCAUCAUAAACCUCAAGGAAGAAGAUCGAAAAAGAGCCGUGGAUUCCCUCGUCUGGGAAGCCUUAUGCCGGCAGAAAGAUCCUGUGCUUGGCCCCUACGGAGAGUACCGAAGAUUGUGUGAGGAGCUGAGGUUGUACAAAAGCCAAUACCAGCAAUUUCACCAAGUCCAAGCUCAAGGGAGCUUAGUGUAUAAAGCAGCAGCACAAGAGCUGAUGGGGUGGAACAAUAACAAAGUUAUGAGCAUUAAUGAUGAAGGAAUAAGCAACAAUAAUAAUACCACCAAUAAUUUUCAUAGCAAUGGUAACAACGGGGUAGAUUUUUGCCCUUACGCCUAUUCUUCACAUCAUAUUCAAGAUACUGAAAAACUGAGGGCAGAAAGAGCAAAUGGUUCUGCCCUAAUUCUUCCUCAGCACCACUUAGCUAAUAGCUUCAGCCAACAGUACUUUCUUACUUCAGGUCAAUAUAAUCGUAUGGAUUCCAAGUCAGUGGAGAGCACAUUAUGGGAAGGCAGCUCAUAAUUGCCAGUCGUUCUUUCAUAUGGGCUCUAACACCCUAUAUUUCACGCAUUUUUAUUUUGAUUUAUCAUAUUUUUUUUCUGAGAUC
Sesamum indicum (sesame) is the source of this 863-nucleotide messenger RNA. It is a transcript of the gene LBD2, whose product is annotated as LOB domain-containing protein 2. The record is from RefSeq and is a predicted model, not a curated record. Lineage: Eukaryota; Viridiplantae; Streptophyta; Magnoliopsida; Lamiales; Pedaliaceae.